Anguilla anguilla (European eel) is the source of this 2916-nucleotide messenger RNA. RefSeq names its product BOLA class I histocompatibility antigen, alpha chain BL3-7-like. The record is from RefSeq and is a predicted model, not a curated record. Gene Ontology annotation, biological process: immune response. The transcript has 6 exons. Lineage: Eukaryota; Metazoa; Chordata; Actinopteri; Anguilliformes; Anguillidae. The coding region runs from base 130 to 1215 and encodes 361 amino acids. Gene Ontology annotation, cellular component: external side of plasma membrane.
UUGUACUCUGAAAACCUUAUACUCUGAAAACCACGCCCAUUUUCUGGAAAAACGGUCUGCUUUCCUCGAACCAGUCGAUAACUCCUACUCUCGCUGUAACAGCGUUUGUGUAAAUAUAAGUUUUGUAAAAUGUUUCCCAUUUAUAGCUUUUCACUGUUUUGGACAUUGUUUGGGGGCACGGUAUCAGUUAGUCACUCCCUUCUGGGUACCUGCUACACUGCAGUGAAUACUGAUGAGUUCACUUGUGUCCUGUGGCUCGAUGGCAAAGCAGUCGACUCCUACAGUAGCAAUGGCAUGGACAGUGUGCCCCGUAGAAAUUGGAUGCGUGAAGGAAGAGGCCAUUCUCUGUGGAAGUCUGUCAAACGCCUUAAUAUGGAGCACUGGAACAGAGGCAGAACUGACAUCUUAAAAAAUGACACGGGACUUAACAUGUCUGGUGCUGCUGUCCUGCAGGGGAGGUUUGGCUGUGAGAUCGAGGGAAACCCUGACUCUGGUGUAAGACUUAUGAGGACCUUUGCUCAGUACGGAUGGAACGGAGAAGACUUCCUGUCCUUCAACCUCAGCAGGCUUCAGUGGGAGGCUUCAGCAGGAUCUGCUGUCCCCAUGAAGAGGAAGUGGAACAGGGACCAGGGCAUCACCGUGGAAACUAUGAACUACAUAGAUUACAUCUGUGUGAGGCAUCUGUCGGACAGUUUGUCUUUUGAAGCAAAGGAGAGCCAGGAGACAGCUGAGCCCACGGCUGCAGUAUUUGCAAAGAGAUCCUGGGACCCUGGGAAGGUUAUUCUGACCUGCCUAUUUACAGGAUUUCACUGCAGAGACACGACGGUGGAGGUUUAUCGGGAUGAUGACAUCAUCACUGAAGAAGACGGCCUUUUGUCCUCUGGGAUCAGACCAAAUGGGGAUGGGACCUGCCAGCUGAGAAAGAGUUUGGACAUCUCUAACAGCACUGAGGCAUCAUAUAGCUAUGAAGUCCAGUUCGGAAGUCUUAAACGACUGGUCAAAUGGGAUGGGACGAUAUGGGAACGGGCUGCACCUAGACAAGACUAUGAUUACUACUGGUUUUUUAUGACACUUGUGUUGGCCAUUGGUUUAGUACCUUUGUUUUUUGUUUUUAUGCGGCUACUGAGAGACAGGUGGCGCAGACAGCCAAACCAGCGCACAGAGGACUUGGCUUUAUCAGUUAUUGAACGUGUCGAUGGAGCUCAGGUGGAAUGAAACCCAGCUCAGUGGAUUCAUCGUCUUGAUGCCACAAGAUAAUGACCUUCGUGAAGUGCAAUUAGGUACUACUGGACUGCAGCGACACCAUAAAGAGACCGUGCAGCUGGAAGGCCAAUCAACAUCAAUGAGAAGAAGGACAGACCUACUGGAGGCCCCUCUGGCAUCUGGGGGGCACAGCCUUGUGACCCUUUUUAUGGAGACCAAAACAGGCCCGUCCCAACAUGGUUGGGAACAGGACACCCCUGGCCUUCACUUUCCCUCCACCUUCCCAAACUGCCCUGGCUGUCUCCAUUUAGCACUGAAGAUCUCAGGACUGGAAGGCAGGAUCUGUACACUAUGCUGUAUCAGAGGCAGGAGAGUAAGUGGCGCUCUGACUUGCUGGUUGUAGUGGCUUCCCAGGUUGUAGAAAUUAGCGCCCUCUCCUGGCGCAGCUUUAACACUGCAAGAGAGCCGAUACCAUCAAAAGCCCCUUCAGAUCCAUGCCAGAACAGACACUUAAGACACUGGCCUGUUCCAUACUGUCUGUUUUAAAAGUUAAGCUAUUUCUGAAAUGCAUUAUUUGUUGUAAAGUUGAAUGUAUUCACAAAAUGUAUUAUUUGUUUUAUUAAAAUGUUUGAUUAGUUGGGUAUCUCUAAACACAGCUAAUCUGGACCAAGGUUUUAUUUAUUUAUUUAUUUAUUUAUUAUCCUUUAUUUAACCAGGAAGGUCCCAUUGAGAUACAAUAUCUCUUCUGCCAGGGAGUCCUGGUGAAUUUUAUUACCAGACCAAAGACAUUUAAGACACGUUAAAGUAUUUCUAUAAAUGUCAAAAGUAAAGCCAGAAGAUAUUUGCUGAUGAUUGGUUGUAUUUGUAUUUGUAUAAUUUUUAUUUAAGUUUUACAAUUUGUUUCUCUGUCUUUGUGUAUAGAUGGGAUCCUUAUCAUUUUCAUAACUGACAAAUGUUCAAAAUAUAUAAGUACUCUCCUCUAAUAUAAGUGUUGGCAAUAAACUUGUUUUCCUUUAUGCAACCAAAUCCAAAUCCUAAUACCAGUGACACUGGUAUUGUGUUGGAAAUGCAUGGUGUCUGAACACUUGAAUGUUAAAUCUGUGCACUUGCCAACCAGUAUACAUUUUCUCAUUUUUUGCGAAAAACUUUAGAAUAGUUUAGUACCUCUGACACUUCAUAUAAUACAUGUCAGUUUGCAUGUAUCUAAAUUCCAGCCAGCCAGUUUUGUUUAACAGUAGAACAUGCUAUUCCCUGGGUGCCCAGCAGAUGGCGAGCAUGUCCUCCAUUUUGAGUGGUAAUUCCAUAGAAAUCCUUUGGGCGGUACAAAUCCUGGCUGUGCUCAAUCAACGGAUUUCACCGCUGCUUGAUCAUGUGAUCAAAUUACUGAUUGUGACCCUGUACACACGGGGCUUUUUCAAAACGUUCUGAGUGCAUUCUAGAAUGUGUUGGCAGUACAACAGUCGUAGCCUGUGCGUAUGCACACACCAAUUGGAACCGUUCGCUAGCCGCACAAGUUUUGGAGCAGACUGUCUGUCAGGCUGUCUGUCAGAAAUCGCCUUGCUGUCAAUGAGCUCCGAAGACACGUCAGCCUUCAAAAGCUGUUCUUGAUGUUAGUGAAAAAGGGUUUCCUCGCCACCCCAACUCUGUUCAACGUUUACCAUUACUGUUUACCCAUUGUUUCUCAAAGAAUAAAUAAAGGACAAUUUCAUGCAA